ACGAGUCCGUUGCUUCCAGCUGGUGAUGGAUUUCCUGAAGGAUCUUAACCAACCAAAGGUGUACGAGCUCAAGAAAGCCUUUUGCUUGUUUGAUCUCGACGGUGAUGGAGUUAUUAGUGAGCAGGAUCUAAAAAACACCUUCCUGACGCUCGGUGUGGACAAAUCUGAGUACGACAUCGAUAAGAUGUUCGAGGGGGUAGUGCAGCCGCUCAACUUGGACGUAUUUCUGCUUCUGAUGCUGCAGCGUGCCAACGGGCUAGCACCGCAAGACGUUAUGGUCGGUGCAUUCCGAAUGUGGGACAAGGCCAACACAGGCUUCAUCGACAAGGAACGUUUCGUUCACGACAUAACUACUUACGGUGAUCGAUUCACGCUGGCCGAGGCGAACGAAGCAGUAGAUGACGCUGUCAUCACACGCGGACCACAGCUCAACGACGAGGGACAACUGCUCGAGAAGCUGGACUAUAUGGAUUUCGCAGAAAACAUAUCCGGAUUCCAGAAGACGGAUCAUAAGUAGUUUGCCCCAUGCAUACUGUAGUUAUGCGAAAAGUAUGCCACUGG
Anopheles coluzzii is the source of this 561-nucleotide messenger RNA. Its product is annotated as myosin regulatory light chain 2, atrial isoform. The record is from RefSeq and is a predicted model, not a curated record. Gene Ontology annotation, cellular component: cytoplasm; myosin II complex. NCBI's taxonomy places the organism in Eukaryota, Metazoa, Arthropoda, Insecta, Diptera, Culicidae. Gene Ontology annotation, molecular function: calcium ion binding; myosin heavy chain binding. Gene Ontology annotation, biological process: locomotion; post-embryonic development. Bases 26 to 517 code for a protein of 163 amino acids. The transcript has 3 exons.